Exophiala mesophila is the source of this 2242-nucleotide messenger RNA. RefSeq lists its product as hypothetical. The coding region runs from base 878 to 1219 and encodes 113 amino acids. NCBI's taxonomy places the organism in Eukaryota, Fungi, Ascomycota, Eurotiomycetes, Chaetothyriales, Herpotrichiellaceae. Gene Ontology annotation, cellular component: endoplasmic reticulum membrane; COPII-coated ER to Golgi transport vesicle. The record is from RefSeq and is a predicted model, not a curated record. Gene Ontology annotation, biological process: endoplasmic reticulum to Golgi vesicle-mediated transport. The transcript is spliced from 3 exons.
AUUAAUUGACCAAAUUGUGGUUUAUUUUCUCUAUUCCCCUUGAAAUUGCCGACUCAGUAUUGGUAGACGUUGGUUGCAUAACAUGAUAUGCUCCCACAAGCAUGUGACUCGAAAGCAUGUGACGUAUGCGUACAUAAGUGCUCGUGCCUGCCCGCAUUGCGAUUGCGCCUUCCUCAAUCCCUCCUAGUGGCUUCCCCAUUUCUUGCCAACAAUUCUCGCUCCUGCCGUGUGCCUGGCCUGCAGCGGUGGCUUCAUUUGCCUCUUUGCUGUUGAUGCCACCUCUCUUCUCCUGUUGUGUUAGUUACUACCUACUUGUAAAAUAGAUAAAAAAGACAUCUUGAUACGAAUACAUUGGGCGAAAAGGUAAUUGAGGUUCCAACAUUGUCCCAGACUUUUAUGAGGUCAAUUGAUCUUGGACCAUACAAAUACUCAUAUUGUGCCCUCGAUUUCCCCCACCUAACGCACCGCACCGCACUUGGCCCCCGUGGCCCGAGAGCGCCCCCAAAUCCCAAGCAUUAUUAUUCCUCCGGCUUCCGUGUGUGUGCGCCCGCAGUGUGCCUGUCACGCCGCCACUUGCACCUGCCACCUGCCUCCUGCCACCUGUACACGGCAACUGCAACUGCCUAAGUACUAUAGCUAGAUUUUUAGUAGCAAAGGCAAGCACUACUACCUAAUACGUACACGCACUUCCUACUACUACUCACCAGCCUCUCCCACCAUCCAACCCUCAUCCGCUAUCCACAAUCCACACCCACUUCCGGCACCUCAACUCUCCUCUCUGUCCACCUUGAGAUAAACUGAUCCCUCACUCAGCCUUCCACAGACAAAGUCGCACAACGAGCUUGGCUAUAGAUUCUCUCAAAAAUCAUCAUUCACCAUGUCGGGCGAGGCGUGGCUAUACCUGCUUGCGGUCCUCAUCAAUGCCGUCAAUCUCUUCCUCCAGGUCUUCUUCACCAUCAUGUACAGCGAUUUGGAAUGUGAUUAUAUCAACCCUAUCGAUCUCUGCAACCGCCUCAACACCUACAUCAUCCCCGAAGCCGGUGUCCAUGCCUUCUUGACCUUCCUGUUCCUUAUCAAUGGUUACUGGCUGGCAAUAUUCUUGAACUUGCCUCUACUAGCCUUUAAUGCAAAGAAGAUAAUUGACAACCAACACCUCCUUGAUGCAACCGAGAUCUUCCGCAAGUUGAAUGUACACAAAAAGGUGAGCAUACCGUCAUGAGCAAAGCAACCGCAUGAGAUAAACAAUCCGCUGACAUGUGGAAACACCAGGAAUCCUUUAUCAAACUUGGUUUCCACCUCGUCAUGUUCUUCUUCUACCUUUACAGCAUGAUCGUUGCUCUGAUUCGAGACGAGUCUAACUGAUCUUGCGGUCUGAUCCCGCAUGCUGUAAGGCAUCGGAGCUAUGUUGAAGGCACCUCCUCCGUUCGGAUACCCUUGGAGGCCCCGGCUUGAGCAUCUUGAUAAGGAUUCCUUGCAAAGAAGAUAUGGCGAUGUACCACAUGUAAAGGCAUGCCUGGUGGGCUUUGGAUGCCGGGCAAGGCUGUCGAUGUUGACCCAGUCACUUUGACUAGAUGUUCCAAUUCGUUGGACAUGUUGACCCCGAUCAGAACAUACGACCAUGUCGUCCAAGGAACACAGAUAUGCUCACCUAAAUCCUUGCAUAUGACGAAAGGUAUGGCUCCUACAGCUUAGACACAGCUCUCCAGGCCGUUCCGGCAUUUGUCUCCCCCUUGGCGAGAUCCGAGCGCAUGGCAACGGAUAGGAGGAAGAGGAAGGGGAAGAGGAAGAAGAGAAACGCGCGUCUGAUAGACUGUUCCGAGAGAACAUCAUGAAUCACGUCAUUUGUCGGUGUACUGUUUGAACCAUGACUGGUAUGACGGCUUUGAUCGUCUACCAGCUUCUUGGGUAGACUUGGAAAAGUCUCUAGGACAAGCUGCUACACAACAAUCAAUUAUAUCUGUUUCAAUACGUACCCAAGGAGGUAGACCAAAUGCUUCCAGUUAGAAGAGGAUGGGGUAUACGAAAAAGCUAGCUUUGCGUGAGCGACCAACGUUUCAAAGAACAAGUAGCCAUAAAUUGCAAGAUAUGACUGUGUACAGGUCCCAUGCUUCCAACAAUGGUGAAUGCAGUUUCUUCAUAUAUCAUAUUGAUCAUCAAACGAGCAGAAGUAAUAUAUAGAAUAAAUUAAGGAUGUCUGACCGUUGGCUUUCUCACCCAAAGGAAGUAGUCUGGCAUUUGGGAG